AUGGAUCAACCAAUAUUGAAUUUUGAAUCGGAAGAGGAGAGGAGGCAAUAUCAAAGAGCACAAAGAAGAGAGUAUCAGAGAGAAUAUCAAAGAGAAUAUAGGAGACGACAACGGGAACGUUUGACAGAUGAUCAAAGGGAAGAAGAAAGAAGAAGACAAAGUGAAGCUCGAAGACAAAGAAAUGCUAGACGAGCAGAAAAUGAAAGCUCAAGGUCAAUAGAACGAGUUGCAGAGACACCUCGACCUAGAAGUCAAUUUGAGAAUAAUUUGGGUGCAGAAGGUGAUGCACAAAAUAGACAAAAUACAAAUGGAAUGAUUCGAGCUGAUUUUCAAAGAUUUCAAAUGCAAUUUCGACACCAAUUAGAUCGCUUUAGAAUGCCAAGCAUGUGUUAUAUUUGUCAAGAGUGUUAUCUGGGAAUUAAAGUAAAUCGUAGCUCACAAGGUCCUAUAUGCACUAGAUGUAGACAAGAGAGAGGAAACAAUAGAUUUUCAGCUUCAAACAAUAUGGAUCCCGGGCCACAACCAGAAGAGCUUGCAAGUUUGACUCAAGUAGAAGAAAUGUUCAUUGCACGUGUCAACCCAAUAUUACAAGUUACACAUGCAACAGGUGGUCAAUACAAAUACAAAGGACACACAAUAAGUUUUCCACAAAAUGUGGAACAUAUUUCAAACAUUUUGCCACAUACAAUAGAUCAUUUGCCAAUCAUUAUUGUUCGAAUAAGGGACCAACGUGGCACAAAUUAUAACUUUACAGUGAAUAGGGAUCGUGUGUACAAAGCACUUAAAUACAAAAUUGAGCAUGAUAAAUAUUAUUCUAAUGUCAUAGUUAAUGAGAAUGCUCUCAAUGAUCUAUCUAGCAAUUUUGAUGAAAAUAUUUUCAAUAGAUUGAAGACAGUGCAUAUGGAAUUUGAUUCUGAUGCAAAUGAAAUCAUAUUUGUGGGUCCAAUCAUGGAAACAGAUGAAGGUAAUACAAUUGACCACACAAAUUCAAUGGCUUCUAAACUACCUAAUGCUCAAAAAGAAAUGGAAUUAAUACAUGCAUGGAUUAAUAAUCCUGAUACAAAUCAAACAACAUUGAUCGAUUGGCCAGCAAUUGGUACAUCUCCUAUCAAUGAGUAUGUCACAUUGGGAUUACUUGAUAUGGCAUUUCCAACAUUGUUUCCUGAUGGUAGAUGUGACUGGUUAGAGCCACGAAUGAGGCGAGUGCAUUUGCAUGAAUUUGUGAAACAUCUACUGCGGUUGAUGCGGUUUGGAACAUCAUUGAGGGGUACAAGGUCAUAUUGGGCCAAAUGUCGUGCAGAAUUAAUAGACAUGCUUCAUCAAAUAGGCUCCCCUACGAUAUUCUUCACAUUAAGUGCAGCAGAUAUGUAUUGGCCUGAUUUGCAUGCACUAAUGCCGGGAACAUCACCAACCACUCCACGAGAAGCUCAAAAUUGGAGAAAGCAGAAUGUUAUCAACUACCCCCAUAUAGUUGCACAUUACAUGCACUUAAGACAUUCAAUAUUUAGAAAAGAAAUCCUAGAAAAAGGAAUGAAUGUUGAAGAUUUUUGGUCUAGGUAUGAGUGGCAACAUAGGGGGUCACCACAUGUGCAUGGAUUCAUAUGGAUGAAUGGAGCACCCAAUAUGGACAAUAUUGACUGGUCAAAUGAAGAGCAACGAAAACAUGAAGAAAAAUACUUUCAUUCCAUUGUUCAUGCAUGGAAUCCUAGAGAAGAUCCACAUCAACGAAAUAUACAGGCAUUUCAAAAUUUUCCUCUACAUCCAUGUCUAAAAAAUACAAGACAACUUGCAGAGAUAGAUAUUGAUAAGGACUAUGAAGAGAUCCUUAACUGUGUAGAACGACAUACAUUGUGUAGGGAGGGUGCAUGCCUGCGAAAAAAAAGAGGAAAGAUGGUUUGUAGGUAUAAUGCUCCUUGGCCUUUGAAUCUCAGUGGGUCCAAAUUAUAUGAAGAUAUAGAAACAGGUGAAAAAAAAUUUGAACCUACAAGAAAUGAUGAUAGGGUGAAUUCACAUAAUCGUCACAUAUUGCAAUUAUGGAGAGCAAAUAUAGAUUGGCAACCUGUUCUUUGCAAACAUGCAGUAGUCAAAUAUAUUGCCAAGUAUGCAGCAAAAGCAGAGAAAAGCUCUGAAACAUAUCACCAGAUGUUGAUGCGCCUCUCCAACAUGGAAGACCCUAAUGAUUUAGCUGCUCGAGCAUAUAGAAGGCUUCUAACUAAAACAAUUAUUGAAAAGGACAUUGGUGCUCAAGAAACAUGUCACAUGUUGUUAGAACUUCCACUAGUAGAGAGUAGCAGAAGAUUUGUUAAUCUAAAUGUCUCACGUGAGGUGUUCAAACCUGUAACUAUAAAUGAUGAAGAGAAUAAUGAAGAGCAGACAAAAUCUUUCAUUGAUGGAUAUAAAACAAGGCCUCUUUGUAUGGAAGAGUUAUUACUCUACAAACCAUUUCAUGACAUAGAAAGGGAUAUUGGUCAUGAUGAUGACUCUAUGAUAGCAAAUUGGGAGUCAUUUACCUACAAUCCUUGGCAUGUCGAACGAAUAACAAGUAUUGAAAAUGCAGAGGCUAAUACUGAUUCAGAAAUUGAAGAGAAUGAAGCUAUUCAGAGAAAUACCACAGAGCAUGAAUGGGAAAUUAUAUCUAGGCUACAUCAUGGUCAAAAUAUACAAUUUUCAGAAAUAGAUAUGUUGGGGAGAAGAGACAUUGAUAGACAUACAAAUUGGUCUACUGAUUAUCAAGGUGAAGAGUACACAACUACAACAAUCAGUUUCAUAACUAACAUGAAGGAUCAUGGAUGUCUUAUAUAUGAUGAUAUACCCCAAUGCAUCAACUACAUGACCCUCAGUGAUAAGCAAAAAAAGGCAGUUGAUAUAAUUAUGACACACUAUGAGAGGAGUCAAAAUAAAGUGCCAUUGUUCAUGAUAAUUCAGGGAACAGCAGGUACAGGAAAGUCAUAUUUAAUUGGUGUCAUCAGUCAAGCUCUUGAAAAUGCUGCAAUGCCAUCUCGUUCUCCCCUUCUAUUACUCGCACCAACAGGAGUUGCAGCAUUCAAUAUAGGGGCCUCUACAGUUCAUUCCAAAUUGAGAAUCCCAAUACGAGAUUUCACUCAACUACAGGGAACAAGACUUGCCAUUUUUCAAGAAGAAAUGGCGCAUAUCAAGUACAUUUUGAUUGAUGAAAUGAGCUUCAUUGGUCAAAACAUGUUGGAAAACAUAGAUUCUCGACUCCGACAAGCAUACCCACAAAGUGCACACCUAAGUUUUGCAGGUAUAUCUAUGAUUUUGGUAGGAGAUUUGGGUCAAUUGCCUCCGGUUAAUGAUAGACCUGCAUAUGCCAGUAAUAGACGGGCAAAGCUACUAUGGGAGGAAUUCAAAAUUGUGGUUACUUUAGAUAAAAUAUUCAGACAAGAUGGAGAAAAUAUUCAGCAACAAAGAUUUCAUCAACUUUUGACAAAUCUAAGAGAUGCAAACCCUCAAAUUGAUGAUUGGAAGCUACUAAUGAUGAGAACCCCUACUAACAUAGAUGUUGCAAGUAAUUCUGAAUUUGAAAAUACUGUCCAUUUGUUCUCCACAAAUGACAAUGUUCAUAGUCAUAAUAAAAAAAUGUUAUAUUCAUUGAGGCAUCCCGUUGCACGAAGUGUUGCAACAAAAGCAGGAAGUGUUGAUAUAGCAGAAGAUUUCUCAACUGGUGAACUUGAUCUAGAGUUAUUGAUCAGUAAGAAUUCAAGGGUCAUGCUAACUUCAAACCUUUGGAUACAAGCAGGUCUUGUAAAUGGAGCUUUGGGAUAUGUUCAAAAGAUUGUCUACAAGCCAGGAAGUGCUCCACCUGACCCACCGACAUAUGUGAUGGUUGAAUUUGAUAAUUACUCAGGAUUACCAUUUGAAGAUCAUCAUCCAAAUACAAUUCCAAUAACACCAAUACAAAAGGGCAGAACACUUCAGCUACCAUUGAGAUUGGCAUGGGCAUUGACUAUACAUAAAUCUCAAGGAUUGACUCUUCCAAAAGUAACUAUCGAUAUAGGACCAAGAGAACGAACUGGAUUGACAUUUGUUGCAGUAUCUCAUGUAAAAUCUCUAGAGGGUUUGACAAUAAUGCCACCAUUUACAUAUGAUCGUUAUGAGAAAAUGAAAAAGGGUAGACAACUUGCGAAGCGCAAGGCUGAGGAAAAUAGGCUCAAACUUUUGGAAGAUAAUUGA
Molecule: messenger RNA, 4191 nt
Organism: Cryptomeria japonica (Japanese cedar)
Lineage: Eukaryota; Viridiplantae; Streptophyta; Pinopsida; Cupressales; Cupressaceae
Exons: 7
Coding region: 1-4191 (1396 amino acids)
Biological process (GO): DNA repair; telomere maintenance
Molecular function (GO): DNA helicase activity
Source: RefSeq, a predicted model, not a curated record